AUGGUUUGGGGAUGUAUCUCAUAUGCCGGGGUUGGAAGAAUUGUUUUUAUUGAAGAAACAAUGACAGCUGCAGUGUAUAAGCAACUUUUAGCUAAUAACUUGAGACAAUCUGCUUGUGAAAUGGGUCUUGAGGAAUUUAUCUUAAUGCAAGAUAAUGAUCCUAAGCAUACCUCAAAACUUGUUUCCAACUGGUUAGAUGAAAAAGAGAUUCGAGUUUUAGAUUGGCGACCACAGAGUCCAGAUUUAAACCCUAUUGAGGCAAUCUGGGUUCUUGUAAAGUGUAAAUUAGCUCAAUUUGGUAAAUUUAAAAAAGAUGAAUUGAAAGAAAAAAUAAAAGAGAUUUGGUAUAAUAUACCAGUUAAUUUGAUCAUGAAGUAUGUUAAUAGUUUUCAGAAGAGGUGUCUAGAGGUGUAUAAAGCAAAAGGCUAUAACACUAAAUAUUAA
Hepatospora eriocheir is the source of this 444-nucleotide messenger RNA. The record is from the annotation of a GenBank genome assembly. NCBI's taxonomy places the organism in Eukaryota, Fungi, Microsporidia, Hepatosporidae.